UAUUUCUGAUGUCAUCGGUGUGCGACAGACCACGCGGAAGGGUAUGUCAGCACUGCAUGUUACAGUGAAUGGUGUAGAUGUGUUAAACCGUGUUCAUAGGUUGGUCAGUUGUUUACUGUAUCGUAAUUGCUUUAGACAGACACCCGUAUCCAGUAGUGGCCUCGACAUUAUUAAUAAUAUAGCGAGAUGUAAGCAGCCCCGGCGAGAUUUACACACCACCCACAACCCGAUCAGUGUUUUCAGAGCAAAUUUGAGCAUCAUGGAAACGAAAGAGUUGAACAACGCAGAAAGUGUGAAGGAGCAAGCGUCAAGAGUGAACGAGAGCGAAAACGCAAAGGAAACCUGCAAGAAAAGGAAAAGCGAAGACCCCCUGGAGCACGAGAUAAACCGAGGGGGUAAGAAGCGAAGGGGGCGCAAACAGAAACCUGGGGAGAGAUAUGUUCCUCCGCCGCAAAAACGAAAUCCCGGGGUGAGUUUUAACCAAGAACACUUUGCAGAAACGUCGUACUAUUUUGAAAAAGGACUUCGCAAAGUGCAUCCCUAUUACUUCGAUUUUAAAACUUACUGCAAGGGACGCUGGAUCGGUAAAACACUGUUAGAAGUGUUCAGCAGUGAAUUUCGUGCAGAACCACUGGACUACUACGAGAAAGCAGUGAAAAAGGGACGUAUUCGACUGAAUGAGACGCCCGUGGACGACCUAAAUAUAACACUGAAGAACAAUGACUUCAUGAGGAACACUGUGCAUCGCCAUGAACCACCUGUAAUUGGUCAGCCAAUGAAGGUCUUGGUAGAUGAUGGUGAAGUGGUGGUGGUGGACAAACCUGCCUCUCUACCCGUGCAUCCGUGCGGCCGUUAUCGCCACAACACCGUCAUCUUCAUCCUGGGAAAAGAGAGAGGCCUGUCUGGCCUUCACACUGUCCACCGUCUCGAUCGCCUCACCUCAGGCAUCCUUCUGUUUGCUCGCACUCUGGAGAUGUCCAAGAAACUGGACCGGAUGGUUCGGGAUCGCCAGUUGGAGAAGGAGUAUGUUUGUCGUGUGGAGGGUGAGUUUCCUGACAGCGAGGUUGUGUGUGAAGAACCGAUUCUGGUAGUCUCAUUCAAGGUGGGUGUCUGCAGAGUGGAUCCCAAAGGCAAAGACUCCCGUACAGUUUUCCAGAAACUCAGCUAUAACGGGCGCUCUAGCGUGGUGCGUUGUCUCCCACUCACAGGGCGCACACACCAGAUCCGUGUGCACCUCCAGUAUCUGGGCUUUCCCAUUCUUAAUGACCCUAUUUAUGGCUCCUCUGCCUGGGGCCCAAACAGAGGCAAGGGAGGCCUGGUGGGUAAGAACGAUGAGGAGCUGCUGGAAGCUCUUAUUGAGGAGCAUCGUUCUAACGAGAGUUUGUACCUCUUGGAUAUCUCUGAUGAGAUGUUAAUGAUAAAGAGCGAACCUAAUGCGGAAACCAGUGGCAGUGCUCAGACAGUCAAGGAUAAAUCUGUGAACACUGCAGGUGAAGAAUCAUCUUCAAGUUCAAAUGAUAAUGGAGCGAAUAGUACACAUGCAGAAGAGAGCAGUUCUCACCUGGAGGACAUCAUCAGACCUGCAGACACAACCCCGGUCGUCAGAGAUCACUUAUGUUCUGAGUGUAAAAUCGUCCGUCCGGACCCUACAGAGAAGGAGUUGGUCAUGUACCUGCAUGCAUUACGCUACAAGGGGCCUGACUUUGAGUAUUCCACAGAAAUGCCUGACUGGGCUAAAGAAGACUGGGUGCAGGAUUGAAAUACCUGUUGACAUUAUUUUCGUUUUUUUUUUUUAUUUAUUCUGUACAAUGAGUGAAUGGAAAAUGACUGGCAUUUGGUUUUACAUUUAGAAUUAGAACUUUUAUCACACAAUGUGCAAAUUUCAGUAAAAAUCAGCUUUAAUUAAAAAUGGCGGAAAAAAUCUGGAAAAAAUCGCUCAGUAAAAUAUAAAUCUUUAUUGACCUUCUCAGUCACAUUUACAUAUUUCAUUCUUAAUCCUUUUCAUCACACAUCGACAUAAAACAAUUUCAAUGUUUCUCAAACAUGACAUCACUGUUUAUAACAAAUAAUUUUUACUUUUUACAUUUGGCACUUUGUACACUAAAAAGGUAUGACAGCAUUCCAGACACAUUUUGUUUGCUGGCAUACUAAUAAAGCAUGGACCUCAGCUUAAUAAAAUGUAUUAAUGGACUACAAAUAUUCAACGAUGCUGUCAAUAGUGAUUGACUUAAAUGUGUGAAUGCUGGGAAAAUUGACUGAAACCACCAGUGGCACAAAUUUGUCAAAGGAUUAAAACUUUUUUUGAAUGAAA
Molecule: messenger RNA, 2311 nt
Organism: Silurus meridionalis
Lineage: Eukaryota; Metazoa; Chordata; Actinopteri; Siluriformes; Siluridae
Gene: rpusd2
Product: RNA pseudouridine synthase domain containing 2
Exons: 3
Coding region: 44-1759 (571 amino acids)
Biological process (GO): pseudouridine synthesis
Molecular function (GO): pseudouridine synthase activity; RNA binding
Source: RefSeq, a predicted model, not a curated record